Staurois parvus is the source of this 307-nucleotide messenger RNA. Lineage: Eukaryota; Metazoa; Chordata; Amphibia; Anura; Ranidae. The record is from the annotation of a GenBank genome assembly.
AUGCAUGUGAAAUGGUUUGAUACAGUAAUGUUAUACUAUGUGAUUUUAGUGUAUUUAGUGAAUGUCACUUUUUGUCAUUUUCAAAUUUCCCGCCAGUUCCGUCCCCCGUACGUCCCAGGGUACGGAACCCAGAAGACAGAUGCCGGCAUCGGACGGAGGACAUUGCCGGGGACACUGCAGGAGGGACAUCGUGGGAGCGCAGGACAAGGUGAGUGAUCAAGAGAUCCCGGAGCAGCGGUGCAUGGUAAGCCUGAGUGUAGCUCGGGGUUACCGCUUGUGCUACACUCGGGAAUACCGCCCGGGAGGU